UGUGCCUCCGGCUGUCACGUCACACUGUUCUCCCAAACGGCUUCUUCUCUGGUGCUCCGAGGUCCUGGCCCCGCUGGGAGCAUCUCGCAUCAGCUUCAGACUCCCUUUUGUUAGAUACUGUGUACCUGCUUGUCAGCCUGUGUGAUGGGAUUGCUCCUUUCUGCACCUUCACGUGUAAUUUGUGACUUCCUCCAGCUCACGGCGGGGUAACUCCUGUAGCACGUGGAUCCAGAAGGUGGCAAGUCUACUGAGGGCUGGCAGUUUUUUUCUAGCUUGAGGAAAAAUUGAAAUUGGCUCAAAAUGAGUGCAAUAUUGGAAAGCUCUGAGCUGCCAGCAGUGUUUGAUGGGGUGAAGCUGGCUGCAGUUGCUGCUGUGCUGUAUGUUAUUGUUCGCUGCUUGAAUUUAAAAAGCCCAACUGCCCCUCCUGAACUCAUUUACCAGGACUCUGCUUUGGCCCGCUUUCUACUCAAAUCAUGCCCACUUCUGACCAAAGAGUACAUUCCACCCCUGAUCUGGGGAAAGAGUGGACACAUCCAGACUGCCCUUUAUGGGAAAAUGGGGAGAGUGAGAUCACCACAUCCAUAUGGACUUCGCAAGUACCUCACGAUGCCAGAUGGAGCGACAGCCACAUUUGAUCUCUUUGAGCCACGGUCUGAGCACUGCAUUGGAGAGGAUGUCACGAUGGUGAUCUGCCCGGGGAUUGCCAACCACAGUGAGAAGCAGUAUAUCCGCACCUUUGUCGACUAUGCCCAAAAAAAUGGGUACAGAUGUGCUGUCCUGAACCACCUGGGAGCCUUACCAAACAUCGAGCUCACUUCUCCACGAAUGUUCACAUACGGUUGUACCUGGGAAUUUGGUGCCAUGGUGAAUUACAUCAAGAAGACCUACCCUCAGACCCAGCUGGUUGUUGUGGGCUUCAGCCUGGGUGGAAACAUAGUGUGCAAAUACCUGGGAGAGAGCCAGGCCAACCAGGAGCGAGUCCUGUGCUGUGUCAGCGUGUGCCAGGGGUACAGUGCACUGAGGGCACAGGAAACCUUCAUGCAGUGGGAUCAUUGUAGAAGAUUUUAUAACUUCCUCAUGGCAGACAAUAUGAAAAAGAUCAUCCUUUCUCACAGGCAAGUUCUUUUUGGAGAUAACAUGAAGAAGCCACAAAGCCUGUCAGAUGCUGAUCUGAGCAAGCUCUAUACAGCAACAUCCCUGAUGCAGAUUGAUGAUAACGUGAUGAGGAAGUUCCAUGGCUACAGCUCACUGAAGGAAUACUAUGAAAAGGAAAGUUGCCUGCAGUACUUGCACACGAUCUAUGUUCCUCUUCUGUUGGUUAAUGCUGCUGAUGACCCUCUUGUCCAUGAGAGUCUUCUAUCAAUUCCAAGAGCUCUUUCAGAGAAAAAAGAAAAUGUCAUGCAUGUGCUGCCCCUUCAUGGAGGCCACCUGGGAUUCUUUGAGGGGUCUGUACUGUUCCCAGAACCUCUUACCUGGAUGGAUAAGCUCGUGGUGCAGUAUGCCAAUGCCAUCUGCCAGUGGGAGAAGACAAAGCCUCACUGCUCGGAUGCAGAGCAGGCCAUGUCUGCCCAGGAGUAAUUGACCCAAAGACUCUGGAUCACUUCAAUAUAUCUCCCCCUUUGGGAACAUCUUGUUCCCUCACCUGCUGCUUCAGGUUUCCAUUCUCCUUGAUAUCCUAUGGCUGGGGUUUGAUCACAAUGUUUUCUUCCGAAGUGGAGUUAAAGCAGAGGUUAACAUCUGGUCAGAGCACUUUUGGGUGUAUAGUCACUUGGGUUUGUAACUUACUCCUCUGCUUGAAGAAUUAAGUUGCUGACUGUGGCUUGUUACAGGGCUACCGAGCUAAAGAUUGCUUGCUUUAAUAUAACAGAAGUUUCAAAUGUCGAAGUCUCUUCGCCUGCUGGUCAAAAACUUGAUCUGCAGCAUUUGUUUAAGUAUAAAUGACCAGGUAACUAUGGCUCUGUCCCCUGUUCUGGUGCUGGAAAAUACCUGUACCAAGCCACAAGCCAGUAAAUGUUCAGUCUGUAAGCCACUACAAUGUGGCUUGGAAAAACAGAUGCUUGACUGCAAGUGGAGUUUCAGCUUUGCACCAUCUCAAGGGAAACCUUGUAGUUCCUAGGAAUGCACUUGCACAAGUGAAUCACUUCAAGAAUAUUCAAUUUUCUAUGCUUCAGCUGUCUAUGGUUUGGGGUGGCUUUAUACUGGGACUCCAAGUAGAGAAGAGCUGCAGCCUGGUAAUGCCAGUUACUGUUUCUAUGUGUAGACAUUUUCCUCACUUCAGGACCUGAUUAGUCACCUUGUCACUUUUGCCUCUCUUUAAAUGCAGUCAUCUUUUCAGUACUGGAUUCUUUGUUUGACCCAGGACUGGCUCUGGCUUCCAAAUGGAAACCCAGGAUCAAGAAUCUGCAGGAUUUUUCUGUGAGAUCAAUCUGUUUGAAAGAAUAUUUCAUGGAGAGCUAUGGACUCUUAGGGAUUAAUUGGCAGAGGGGUGGGGUGUAUCUCUUUAGAUUUAUUCACCUUAUGUCAUGGCAAAUAGUAUCAAAAUUCUUCCCCUUGGCUUUCAGAGCAUCCAGUGGUUUUCAGACAUGACUUACCUUACAGUUGAUGGGGAGCAGGAUGUGUCUAGCUCUGUGCAACUGAAAUGACAUCUCUGCAUGGCUGACUAAUUCCAUAGCUGUAUAAUGCUGUAGGAUUACUGGCUCCAGUAAGACACUGGGCUCUGUCUCACUUGAAUUUCUUUUCCACACUCAGACAUCCCCUUCUAGUUUUAAUGUGCAAAGUGAGAUGUGAAAGCUGGUUGCAGAAAAGAUGCCUACUCACUUGUGCUUUUCCUUCAAGUGGUUGUUAUGGUCUGUGCCAAGAUGGUUAUUAAAGACUUUAGUCUAUCUCCUGGAAGGAAAGUUGUCUCAAGACAAUCUGGAGACUGAAACUUUGUGGUAAAAAAAAAAAAAUCUUCUUUUCUGUUUGUUCUGUCAAUAUUGUAGUUUCAUUAAUCCAUCUUCAGGAUUUCUUUAUCACAGUGUCAGUGAAAUUCUUUUUCUGUCACAGUUUCCACAUCAGCACUUUAUUGCUUCAGCCUUGGUCUGUGUUCCAGGCACUUUAAUUUAUAACUUAAGGGUGAAACAAGCAGCAGGACUUCAGUCUGGUAAUACAGGGGAACAAGCCUUCUGGACUGCCCUGUCCCUGAACUUCAGUAGGGUGGAGAGGUGGGGUUUUGGUUUAAUAAAGCAAUAAUUAACUAUUGUAGCAAAGGUGCACUGUCAUAUCAGGAAAUUUCUUUCAUUUGCCUUAGGCCAGACCCCUUGGCCUGUUACAAUGAACUGUGGAUAUCUGGACAUUCUCCUUGUUAGUAAAUCCAGGUUUCCUUUUUUUCUUCAAAAUAAAAUGAAACCAAGUAAAGCUACAGCAAGACUUGGCCAUGCUUGUGGCUGUUCCUUAAGAACUAUUUUAGGGCAUCAGUUAGCAAGGAUAUUCUUAGCUGAUGGAUAUCUUGUCUCUGUUAUCCUCUUAUUCAUACUGCAUCACUAAAAUAUGUCAUAAGACAUUUCAGUUUUUUGCUUAAGUAGUGUUCAUGCAAUAUUCAUUGGUUAUGACUUAAAUAUCUUCUCGCUUCAGCAAAGUGGAGUGUAAACAACACUUGUACACAUCAAAUAGAUACAGUAUAAAUUUAGGUGUCUCAGUCUCCUAAAAUGAGGUGAGCAACUGGGCAGUUCUCAAAGCAGCAGGAGCUGUAACUUUGUCUAAUGAAACAGAUUUUUCUUUCAAGUUAGAGGGUCUUUCUGAGGAAUACUUCUUCCUGCCCCACAAUCCAAGCCUUCAUAAUUCAGAAGUACCAGUGCUGUGGACUUCUUGAAACUCUCAAGAAGUAAUAUGGGUCUCUGUCUUGCUCCUUUGCCUUUUUUUUGCACUUGCAUCUAAAACUGUUCAAAUGGCUUGUGACUUGACUGAUUCUGGCCUCUUUGGGGAAGAAGAGCUUUUGUCAUGGCUUGUUCAUGCAAAGGUUUCUGGAGCCCGAAGUUCAGCUUAUUAAGCCUGUGCGUGGAAGGAGUGGAAAAAAACCUAUUCUCUCUAUCUCAGCCAACUCGAUGCUUCUUUCAAAGCAAGAUUUGUGGUCAUACAUGCAGCAGUCAAAUCUUGGGGAACUGGGAGAGGAGAAAAUAAACCUGCAGUGCAUAUUAUCUGAAGACCUUAAAAUUGUCUAUUAAAUCUUGCUACCAACAAUGACUGACAACUGAUAUCUGGUGCCAGUGCCCCUAGACACAUGGGACUUUGUCCAGUCCUCCUCUGAAAUACUCUUACUUCCCAAAAUAAGGCAGUACUAGUCUUGUUAUGUGGGCAGGUGGUCUUCAUUUGCCCAGUGAACACAAACUUAAAUGCAGUCUGAAUUUUUCAGUCUUAAAGGUGAGGUUGUCCUUCAUCUCUCAUCAAGACACAUGAAGUUGUUGUGGUGUGCACCUGUAGAUCAUGGCAGUAUGGUCUGAUAGAGCAGUUCAAGAUCACAGCAUGACAAAUCUGACAUGUGCUCUGCUUAGUUUCAAACUGGGAUUAGAAAAAGCAUUAGGAGAGUUCCUCCACAGGUAGUCUCAUGGUAUACACACCUUUCCCAUCACUGGAUGUAAGUAGCACUUGAACAUAAACCCCAAGGACCUUCUCAAUCAGUCAGCAGGUUGCAGAAUUAUUAUUCUUUGAUGGUUAGGCCGGUCUAACCAUCACCUUUGCCAUUUUUUUGGAGAGAUCUGGAGAGUAAGCUCAAGCUUGCUCUUACUGAACCACCUUUUUAGUGGUACCUUAGUUAGCGGAGGUGUUUUCGGAUGGGACUGGCAGUGCUGUAGUUGCACUGUAAAGGCAAACACUUGAACUUCCCUAUGGUCUUUUCCCUGAGUGUUUCUCUGCAGUUCCUGUUUGUGAAGAUACAGGUUACAAAGAGAGGGCAUUUAGUAAAAAUACUGGGAACUAUUAACUCCAGUACUGAAUUUAGCCAAGCUAUCUGUGUGUCAUCUGUCCUGGGUCUGCCACAAGUUCCUAGACCACAGCCCUUUGACACGUGGUGCCUUGCCCUUUUUCUCCUCCUCCCUUCACAUCAACAUAUCUAGAGACUUCAGUAACAGCUCUGUCAGAGCUUUUGGGGCUUUGCUUUCUGGUAAAUGAAUUUUUAGACACUAGGUAUCAAGGCACAUCCUUAAUGUACACUGUACAAGUGUGUGCUGACUUAAAGGACCUUUGUGGGCAGCCUACAAUUAGCUACAGUCUAUUUCAAGGCAUAAAAUAACAAUGUAUAUAAGCAGUGGAUCAUUUGCAGCUCUCUGCUCCUCUAGCAGUUGGAACUGAGUCAUAGAAGCAAGGUUUGCUUUGCUUGGUAUGUGAUUUGUUGUCUUACAAUCCCAAAGUUCUUGUGUCUAUUUAAACACUCCAGCAGCAUAGCUGGAGGUAGAUUAAGUGACUACAUCUGAAAAGAAAGAGCAAAGAGUAACUUCUUCAGGCUUUAAUUGCCAAACAGUUUAGUCACCUGGAUUGCUUCCAACUUUUUCUGGAAAUACUAUGCUUGUCUGGAGCUUAUUGAAACUCUUCAAUUUUUUUUUUUUUUUUAUUUUUUUUUUUUUUUUCUAUGAGACCAGAGAAGGCUUGAGCCUUCUGCUGCAUGUAGAAGUCAUUUGUUGUAAAAAGCAUCUUGUUUCUGGCUUGAGCCAUACUCCUUGUGUCCUUAUUCCUUAGGUGGGUCUGUUCAUUGGGAAAGUCCUAGAGCCACAGUGACUCAAAACAGUGUCUCCUUCAUGGCUUCUAGGUGAAAAGCAAAGAGCCCUUCUUGGUGUGAGAACUUUGAGUUUUCUCCAAGCUUAGACUUCCUCAGAGCAUCACCAGCCCAAGAUGGGGGAGCCCUGUAACUGUACCCUCUUCUCACUGGGAGUAGGUUUUACACAGGCCUGGACUUUGUCAGCUUUCCAUGCUGUGGUGUGGAAGGGUUUUUAGGGUUCUUCUGAACAUCUGUACAAGGCGGCACAAAGCCUUUUUGCUUUUGUCUGAAUGACAUUGCAUUGUAGUCAAAGCUCUUUCAUGACUAGAGAUGAGACACAGAACUUUCUUCUAGGAUCUCCACUAUAGUUCUACAGGGAUGCUGACCCUUCUCAUGGCUCCUGCCAACUUGGGAAGUCUUUAAAAUAAACAAAAAGCCAAACAAAACCCAUUUGUAUUCGAUACAACCAAACCCUACUGCUUAGCCCAAGUCAACAGAUUUCCAAAGAAGCAUAUUUUCUCAUGUUAUGUGACAGCUUGACCGUAAUUCCUAGUGACAGAUCACUAGAUGUUCUUCUUUAGAAAGCAUAACCUCUUUUCUCUGAAACUUCCAGGCCAAAGAGGUGUGUGAAGAGCUUGGGAAGAGGAGACCUGUGCUCUUGUUUUGCUUGUGCAGCUGUAUUAGAAAAGGCAGAGUGACUUCUAAUGUUCUUGGUGAGCAGUUGACUACAAAAACAUUUUCAAUUUGGCAAAAUUAUAUUCUGCAACCAUCUCUAAAUGCUGCCCUGAAGAAACUUGUAUAUUGAGACACCCUCCCUGCUACCAUGUUCUGAGUCAAAUUCUCUGGAGCUGAGAGCUUCAGGGGAGAUGAUUUGCAACUAGCAAUGCAAUUUUUCUAUAUCUGCUGAUGUUUACCUUUAAAAUUAUAUAUAAAUAUAUAUAAAACAAUGUCUUUGAUUUUUUUCAUUAAUUUUUGUUCUUGUGUGGUGUAAAAUGGAAGUCACUGCAAAACAAAAUGUAAUUUUGUUAUCUUUGAUUUGGUGGGAUUUCUUUAUUUAAAAAUAAAGGACUUAUUGAAGUCAGUGCUACAUCUA
Molecule: messenger RNA, 6821 nt
Organism: Corapipo altera (White-ruffed manakin)
Lineage: Eukaryota; Metazoa; Chordata; Aves; Passeriformes; Pipridae
Gene: ABHD2
Product: abhydrolase domain containing 2
Exons: 11
Coding region: 301-1578 (425 amino acids)
Biological process (GO): medium-chain fatty acid biosynthetic process; medium-chain fatty acid catabolic process; acylglycerol catabolic process
Cellular component (GO): sperm plasma membrane; sperm flagellum
Molecular function (GO): monoacylglycerol lipase activity; acetylesterase activity
Source: RefSeq, a predicted model, not a curated record